Messenger RNA from Quercus robur (English oak), 465 nucleotides. RefSeq lists its product as uncharacterized. The transcript is spliced from 2 exons. The record is from RefSeq and is a predicted model, not a curated record. NCBI's taxonomy places the organism in Eukaryota, Viridiplantae, Streptophyta, Magnoliopsida, Fagales, Fagaceae. Bases 1 to 465 code for a protein of 154 amino acids.
AUGUCACGGUUGUCAGGACUUCGUUUGUAUUUGAACACGGCAUCUUUUAGCCCACUUGUUACUAUUCUUAAUCAAAAUAAACUGACUGGAUCUGACUAUGUUGACUGGAAAAGAAAUUUGGACAUUGUUCUUACUACUGAAGAGCAUAAGUAUGUUCUUACUAAACCAUGUCCUAGCUUUCUUUCAUUAGAUGCUCCUCUUGAGGAAAAACAACGAUAUGAUCGUUGGCAGAAAUCUAAUGAGAUGGCCAAGUGUUACAUCCUAGCAUCUAUCUCAAAUGUUCUACAGCAUGAAAUGCAGGAUGUGGAACUAGCUUCAGACAUUAUGCUAAGUCUGAAGGAGAUGUUUGGUGAGCAAGGCCGUUCUGCAAGGCAAGAGACCAUGAGGCAAAUUUAUAAUACCAAAAUGGCUGAAGGUAGUUCAAUAAGGGAGCAUUUUCUUACAAUGAUCUCUAAUCUGAAUUGA